This is a messenger RNA of Macrosiphum euphorbiae (potato aphid), 1200 nucleotides long. The record is from the annotation of a GenBank genome assembly. NCBI's taxonomy places the organism in Eukaryota, Metazoa, Arthropoda, Insecta, Hemiptera, Aphididae.
AUGUCGAAUAAUAGCAUUUCAACAUACAAAUUCAAACCAUUUGAGUUCACUGUAUUACAGAAAAAUCUUGAACCACAGCAACCACCGUUGGUGAGACCUGUGCACAGCUUGGUUUGCAAUAAUGCCUAUUUAUUCCUUUUUGGACAAUUCAUAAGUCGAACAAAUGAUGCUCCUGGUCAAAGAGUUAUGCAUCAGAUUUGGAAGUAUAGUUUGGAUUUAGUGGAAUGGAAAAUUGUCAAUUGCAAAAAUGUUCCUCAGGAAUUAAUAACUAGUUACAAUGUAUUUACAAUAUCUGGCAACAUAAUUAUUAUAUAUGGAGGUAUUGGAGUUCCAUCUGGAGGAAUUUGUAACAACCGCAUGUACUUGGCAAAUUUAGCCAAUGAAUAUAAAGAAAAUGGAAUGAGCUUUGUAGAUUUAGAAGAGUCUGGAGAUGUUCCGUACAAAUUAUGUGGACUAGGUGUUGUAAUGGAUGGUAAAUAUAUUUAUACAAUUGGUAACACAACCGGUCCCAAAAAUGAUAUGGAUGUUCAUCGAUUUGAUCUGAGUACAAAAAAAUGGGAUUUGUUACAUAAGUCAGUCGGAGAAGUUCAAGACCUUGAACCUAGAUAUCCACAUGAAGUGGUAUUCUACAAGAGCAAAAUAUACAUAUUCGCUGACAAAGGAGGUGGCGUUAGGAGGUUUUCGAAAAUCCAUAUGUUCGAUGUGGCCACCAAACAGUGGCAAUUACUUUCAGCCAAACACGACCACAGGGUGCCAGAACCUGGUUAUCCGAUUGAGAGAUGGUAUCAUACCUGUGUCCAGUGUCCUGAUAAAGCUAACUUGGUAUAUAUAUGUGGUGGUGUAGAUGGUAAUCAAUCCUUCAACGACUUUUGGCGUAUUGAUUUUGACACCUUGCAAUGGGAAAAACUGUGUAUAACGCAUCGGACAGUACACUUACACUCAACUGAAAUAACGCCUUCUGGUCGUAUGUAUUGUUAUGGUGGCGUAAUUCCUUUUGAUGAUAUAAAUUAUAGAGGCAUAUUUACAAACACUUUAACUAGUGGAUGGAUUAAGAUACCCAAAUUGAAAGACAUAUGUUGGGAAGCAAUGAUUUACUAUUUCAAAGAACAGAUGUUUAAGUCUACUGAUGAGUGUCUAAAGAAAAUUGGUAUACCUCAAGAAUACUAUGAACGGAUAAUUGAAGCGCGUAGAAUUCGUUAA